Messenger RNA from Trichechus manatus latirostris (Florida manatee), 6016 nucleotides. RefSeq names its product ring finger protein 145 (gene RNF145). The transcript is spliced from 12 exons. Gene Ontology annotation, cellular component: endomembrane system; endoplasmic reticulum. The record is from RefSeq and is a predicted model, not a curated record. NCBI's taxonomy places the organism in Eukaryota, Metazoa, Chordata, Mammalia, Sirenia, Trichechidae. The coding region runs from base 215 to 1891 and encodes 558 amino acids. Gene Ontology annotation, molecular function: zinc ion binding.
CCGCCGCUGCCACCACCUCCCAAGACGCAGCAACCAAGACCCGGCGCGGAGGAGCCGCCGCUGUGAACCGCGCUGUCCCGGCCCCCGCCGCCCGAGGAGAACGGGAGGCGGGCGAGAGAGCCGGGGAGUCGCGGAGCCCGCCCGUCCGUUCGCCGGCAGCGACGCCCUGCAAGGAGAGAAGCCGUAGCCCAGGCCUGCUCCAAGGAAAAACAACAUGGCUGCAAAGGAGAAACUGGAGGCAGUGUUAAAUGUGGCCCUGAGGGUGCCAAGCAUCAUGCUACUGGAUGUCCUGUACAGAUGGGAUGUCAGCUCCUUUUUCCAGCAGAUCCAAAGAAGUAGCCUCAGUAACAACCCCCUUUUCCAAUAUAAGUAUUUGGCUCUUAAUAUGCAUUAUGUAGGUUAUAUCUUGAGUGUUGUGCUACUAACCUUGCCCAGGCAGCAUCUGGUUCAGCUUUAUCUAUAUUUUUUGACUGCCCUGCUUCUCUAUGCUGGACAUCAAAUCUCCAGGGACUAUGUUAGGAGUGAACUGGAGUCUGCCUAUGAAGGACCAAUGUAUUUAGAACCUCUCUCAAUGAAUCGGUUUACCACAGCCUUAAUAGGUCAGCUGGUGGUGUGUACCUUAUGCUCCUGUGUCAUGAAAACGAAGCAGAUUUGGCUCUUCUCAGCUCACAUGCUUCCUCUACUAGCACGACUUUGCCUUGUUCCUCUGGAGACUAUCGUUAUCAUCAACAAAUUUGCUAUGAUUUUUACUGGAUUGGAAGUUCUAUAUUUUCUUGGUUCUAAUCUUUUAGUACCUUAUAACCUUGCUAAGUCUGCAUAUAGAGAAUUGGUUCAGGUGGUGGAGGUAUAUGGCCUUCUGGCCUUGGGAAUGUCCCUGUGGAAUCAACUGGUAGUUCCUGUUCUUUUUAUGGUUUUCUGGCUUGUCUUAUUUGCUCUUCAGAUUUACUCCUAUUUCAGUACUCGAGAUCAGCCUGCAUCACGUGAGAGGCUUCUUUUCCUUUUUCUGACAAGUAUUGCUGAAUGCUGCAGUACUCCUUAUUCCCUUCUGGGUUUGGUCUUCACAGUUUCUUUUGUUGCUUUGGGUGUUCUGACGCUCUGCAAGUUUUACUUGCAGGGUUAUCGGGCUUUCAUGAAUGAUCCUGCCAUGAAUCGGGGCAUGACAGAAGGAGUUACACUCUUAAUCCUGGCAGUGCAGACUGGUCUGAUAGAACUACAGGUCGUUCAUCGGGCGUUCCUCCUCAGUAUUAUCCUCUUCAUUGUGGUAGCUUCUAUUCUACAGUCCAUGUUAGAGAUUGCAGACCCUAUUGUUUUGGCGCUGGGAGCAUCUAGAGACAAGAGUUUAUGGAAACACUUCCGUGCUGUGAGCCUUUGUUUAUUUUUACUGGUUUUCCCUGCUUACAUGGCUUAUAUGAUUUGCCAGUUUUUCCACAUGGAUUUUUGGCUUCUUAUCAUUAUCUCCAGCAGCAUCCUCACCUCUCUUCAGGUUCUGGGAACGCUUUUUAUUUAUGUCUUAUUUAUGGUUGAGGAAUUCAGAAAAGAACCUGUGGAAAACAUGGACGAUGUCAUCUACUAUGUGAAUGGCACUUACCGCCUGCUGGAGUUUCUUGUGGCCCUCUGUGUGGUGGCCUAUGGAGUCUCAGAGACUGUCUUUGGAGAAUGGACAGUGAUGGGGUCAAUGAUCAUCUUCAUCCAUUCCUACUAUAACGUGUGGCUCCGGGCCCAACUAGGAUGGAAGAGUUUUCUUCUCCGCAGAGAUGCUGUGAAUAAGAUCAAAUCAUUACCGGUUGCUACAAAAGAGCAGCUUGAAAAACACAAUGAUAUUUGUGCCAUCUGUUAUCAGUGGACUCUACAUUCAGUUGCAGUAUGUGGCAAGGUUCCAAGUAAAGACUAAGAGAAAGGUCCCUGGCGGCAUAAACAGUUGCAUUUGACUGCUAACCUAAAGACUGAUGAUUCAAACCCAUCCAGUGAUACCGAGAAAGACAGGCCUGGAGAUCUGCUUCCAUUAAGAUUACAGCCAAGAAAACCCUAUGGAGCAGUUCUACUCUGGAACACGUGGGGUUGCCAUGAGUCGUAAUUGACUUGAUGCCAAUUAACAGUAACAGCAAGGUAAGUGAGAAUGACUUCUGACUAGCUGGAAAUAAUGAUCUACAUGAAUGUAGAAUAAAAUUCUGAGCCAGUUCUAGAUGUAAUAUUCUAUUAUUUUCCAAAUGAGAACUUGCCAAACUCAAGUCAUCUCUGUGAGUGGCAUCAAGCCUACUAGUUUACUUUGGCAAACUUUCUCAUCAGUCCCCUUGGUUCCCUGGAAAUGAGGCGGCAUGAGGAGGUGAGAAGAGCCUAGACUAAAGGCAAGGCUCUGGGUUAUAAUUCCCACCCCUGCCAGCCAUGGUGUCCUUGGCUCAGCCUUUGUUUUUCUGGGCUUCAGCCUCAUCUGAUAAAAUGAUCUCCAAGGUAUCACUCAGCUCUUAAGACUUUGCCCAUCUGUGUUUUUAAUCUUACCACUACUGAGUAAUGAGUUUGCUAUAUAUUUUUAAUGUGCUAAGCCAAAUAUUAAACUUAGCUAAGGUGAGGCUCUCCACUAUAUUCCCAGGGCCUAGUACAGGGCAGGAGCUCUCUAACUAUCUAUGGAGUGGGAAAAAAAACUUAGCAUGUGACUCCUCAUAUAAACCCCAUAGUUUUAAAAUGGCAGAGAAUUCCAUUAGUUGUAGAGACAGACAGCGGAAUACUACAUGCCAACUCGAUGAAGUCUUUUCUGUGGGGGGUUUUGACUGUCUAACUGAAUUCAGAUCAGGGCUUCGAACUGGACCCCUGCUGAGAAUUUGCAUUUCUAACAAGUUCCCAGGAGAUGCUAACAAUACUGGUUAGAGACCAGUUCUGAGAAUCACUAGUAGAGCAGUGGUUCUCAAAAGAUAUUACAUGUAAGGAUCACCUGGGGAGCGUGUUAAAAUGUAGAUUCUGAUUCAGUAUAUCUAGGGGUGGAAAGGAAAAUUCUUAGCAGGGGUUCAAACUGGAACAAACCAGUUCAAAGCCCUGAUUCAGAUAGAGAGUUCAGAGCUUCUAGAACAGAGUAGACACCUGUGGCAUUCAGGUGAAAUGUGUUGUUGUUAGUGGCUGUGGAGUCGGUGCCAGCCCAUGGUGAUCUUAAGUGUAGCAGAACGAGGCACAGCCUGGUUCUGUGCCAUCUUCCCAGUCAUUGGUAUGCUUGAGUCCGUUUUUGCAGCCACUGUGGAUUUUGAGUGCCUUCCAAUCUAGGGGGCUCAUCUUCCAGUAUUAUAUCGGACAAUCUUCUGUUGUUGUCCAUAGGGUUUCCAGUGGCUAAUUUUUGGAAGUAGAUUACCAGGCCUUUAUUCUUAAUCUGUCUAGGCUGAUGAAUUUUGCUUUGUUUUGUUGUUUGGCCUUCAUGGAGCAUUACUGAAUGAUGUUUUAAAAAUGUUUGAAUUAGCUUGCAACAUUUAAAUACUGCAAGAGUUGUACAUACAAACACAAUUUCUACUUUCUCUUGAAACAUUGGAAGAGCUGGCUGCACAAAUUGCUCAUUCCUACUUGGCAACAGUUGGCAUAACUGAGGUGGACCAGCGGGUUUUCUGAUUCACCCCACCUCGCCUCCUAUCACUACCUGCUUUAGAAGAUUAUAUUGUUACCACUGAGCUCUGCUGCUGGCAUUGCAGAUGCUGUUAGUGAGCACUGGGCAAGUUGGACAUAUUUAAUCACGGUCAAAUUCUGUAGUACUGUGUGGAAAGCAGAUAUUCUGUAUUGUUGAGCAAAGUGAAAACAAAAAUGAGAUUUAAAAACCAGAAGCAAUGUGGGUAAAUUUGAUGUUCAUUUAUGGAAGUGUAGAAUCUGUGCAUUUUUAUUUAUUUAAUUACAGUAGUACAGUUUAAAAAAGAAAGAAAAACCAAGUGCUACAUUUGAAUAUGUUUUCAAUUUGAGUCUACCUUUGAUUUUGCACUCUGUGGUAUCACCAAAUUGUUACGUGAACCUAGGCCAGUAUUUCUCAGUCUUUGCAACCAUUGCCCAUGCACUGGAAUCAGGUGGGAAGCUGGUGAAAAAUACAGAUGCCUGGGCCUAGCCUCAUAGAUUCAGAUUCAGUGGGGUUGGGAUGGAGCCGGAGCAUCUUUAUUAUCUACAAAUUUUGCAAUGAUUCUGAUCCCAUCAAAAUGUGAGAAUCUUUUAUGUAGAGCAAAUAUUUCUGCUAUUUUGGCAAGAGGGGGGUUUCCUUGUUCUUGGAACUACCAGGUUUAUGAAAGAAGAUUCUCAGCGGAGAAAUACACAUGAAGACAUUUGUCUCCGAGGCCCAUCUAUGGUUAAGGAUGGUGGCGGAUGUAACAGCUUACAGGGUUUCUGCAGUGAAGCGGCAAAGCCUGGCCACCAGGGACAUGCAGGUGUGAGUGUGAGACCUGACUUUGUCUAUCAACCACUUUGGUUGAUUGACCACCCAGAAAGGUCUAAAGCUAUUUAUAUUUUGAAGUAAAGCAUUGUCAGUUUUUUGCCUCCACAAGCAUGUAGAAUUGAAGAACCAUAGAAUUUUCAAAGUAAAUCACCCUUGAGAGAUCUUGGUCAGUUGUUCACUUCACAAGAGAGCAAAUUAUUCGACUAGUCCAAGGCAGCAUGUUGAUGGCAGAGCUGGGAAUAGCGCUCAGAUCUCCCGAAGUCCUAUCUAAUGCUCUUUCCAUUAUGCCUUGUCACCUUAAAAAAGACCCAAAGUACACUGCAUCCAAGAGAACUAUUUUAUUAAAUUCAAAGGUAUUAUAUGUAAGCUUUGGUGAGAAGAUGAAACAGUGAUAAUUUCUGGGAUCUCAUAAUACUAAACUUUUGGCAAAUUGAUCAAAAAAUGGAAAACAAACAGUAAACAAAUAAAACUUGGGAUGCAGAAUAAGUCUUAAUAUAGGACAAGUCACAAUGCAUCAAAUCCGGAUGUUGAAAGCUGUUGGUUAUAAAAUGUCCUUGUAGUAUUUAUUAUGAAAAUACUUUCUGUGUAAUUAGAGCCACAGAUUCUUACUAUUAGCACCGUCUGCCGCAAGGACGGUUAGCCAUCACGUACCCACACUGUUGGCAGGAACAGAUGGGAAAUGUCUGAGACUGAGGAGUCAAGUCUUGGUUUUGAGAAUUUUAAAAUACAAAACUGCUUCCUCCCCAAGAUAAGUAUUAAAUCACUCUAUGAGGUACAUGUGACAGAAAAAUAGAUAUGUAGAUAGGUAGAUAGAAAAAAAGAAACAUAACUUCCCAUUUUUCUCUUUAGUUGUUCAAUAAUUUUUUUCUUUGUCAAACUCACUAGUCUCCUCUAAGGAAUCCUUAGGUGGUGUAAACAUUUGGAAAGGUUGGAGGUUUGAGUCCACCCAGAGGCACCUUGGAAGAAAGGCCUGGCAAGCUACUUAUGAAAAAGCCAUUGAAAACCCUAUAGAUCAUAGUGCUGUUCACACACACGGGUUCGCCAUGAGUCAAGGUCAACAGCAGCUAGUUUUGGUUAGUCUUCUCUAAAUUACCCUGAAAUCUCUCACCCUCUGCUUAAAAUAAGGAAUCGCAGCUGAAGGGGCUAGUUAGUUAAAUUUAUUUCUGUUGCUAUGAACUAUACUGCAAAAUUUAAACAGCAGUCAACUUGAAAGAUGGGAACCUCUGUUUGUAUCUUGGUGCUGGUGAUGGUGGGGGGUUGAUUUCUCAAAGGCCAUGUGUAUUAGAAUGUAUGUUGACAAUGGAAGCAAAAUGAGCACUUGAAGCCAAUUAGCUGAGCUAAUUUGUAUCGUGUUAACAUUAAGAACUUUAAAUCUGUAUUUUAUGUGCCUACAGCUCGCCUGCACGCCGUUGCCAUUUAUCUUAUGCUGUGAGCUUGCGUUUUUAUAGUUUUUUCCACAUUUAAGAAGAAAAAACAAAUAGCUCCAAGAAAUGAUACCUAAGAAACCCAUCUGUGUCUAGAGAGGAAAGUAACAAGGAAAAUACACUUGGUAAUUUGGAGGGAAGAAAAAACCCAACAUUUUAAAAACCUUUCUAUAUUGAAAAAAAAAAAGAAAGCCGGUAUUAACUA